GUCUCAUCACACACGAGAAGACGGUCGCGCGCGCGGUCACCCCGCGAGCAUCCUCCGACGACAAAAAGGAAAAUAGGAAAGAGACGAUAGCGAUCGGACGAUCGAUUAAUCCUGCCCGACAUUUAUUAUUCAUAUCGCGUGAUUCGGUGCGAAGUCCUGAACCGCCGCGCCGCGCUGCGCCGCUCCCGGCUUUGACGCCGGCUCUAGUCGUCUAACCGCGGCGUCUCGCGACUUAGGCGACGUGUCGCACCCUGAGGAGAUCGAUUUCUCCAGCACAAUCGAUUGAUCCCGAGAUCCCGAAGUGUCAUGUGAGACGAACCUGCCGGACUUGCGCGAGCGUAGAUCCGUAACGCGGAUCGAACGCGGCGCGGCGCGGCGAGGUGCCAAUUUUCCUCAAGUGCGCGAGUGGCGAAUUUGCAUACGACUCCGGCGCGGCGGGAACGAAAAACUUGUACGUGUCCGUGUCGGCGAGUGAAUUUGGCGAACCCAUUUGGACGAACGGGUUUCUCAUGCUGGUCAACGGAAGAGAGCUAUGAAGAACAUGAACGGCGUGAAGAAUUCCAUAGACCCCACCGACCCGACCGAGACCACCACUUUAAGGCCCAAGUUGGAGACCUUCGACGACAUUUUGCCAUACGUCGGCGACUUCGGCUGGUACCAAUGUCUGCUUCUGUUGGCGUUAUUCCCCUACAGCGUGGCGUACGCCGUCCUGUACUUCUCGCAGUUCUUCCUCACUCUCGUGCCGCUCGAGCAUUGGUGCAGGAUAGACGAACUGAUGUCACCGAAUUUUUCGCAGGAACAAAGGAUCGAACUCGGCAUACCUAAAUCCCAGAAUUAUCCGUAUUACGAUCAGUGCCAUCGGAAGGACCUGGAUUUCUCCGCCAUUCUGAGCCGCGGUGGUGACAUCCGCUCGAUCGAAUGGAAGACAAACAAGACCGUGGAUUGCAGCAGAUGGGAGUACAAUUUCACGCAGAUCCCGUACGCCAGUAUAGCGGCUGAGCUAGAUUGGGUAUGCGACCGGGAAUAUCUCAUAUCGACGGCACAGGCUAUCUUCUUCUGCGGCUCCAUCGUCGGCGGCUUCGUCUUCGGAUGGAUCGCCGACCACAAAGGCCGGAUCCCCGCGCUGAUGCUGUGCAACGCGGUCGCCCUCUUGGCCUCCAUCGCGACCGCGAGCGCGCGCACCUUCUGGUCCUUCUCGCUAUGCAGGUUUCUCACCGGGCUGGCUUUCGACAAUUGCAUCAACAUACCGCUGAUCAUCGUGGUCGAAUACAUGGCCGUGAAGAGACGAACUUUGGUCGUCAAUGUCGCCUUCGGCAUUUACUUCGCUCUCGGCAGCACGGUGCUACCGUGGGCCGCGUACUACGUAGCCGACUGGAAGUUCUUCGCUUAUAUCACCGCCGUGCCGAUGAUGAGCGUCUUCAUCACGCCUUGGAUUCUUCCCGAGAGCGCUCGAUGGUUCGUCGCCAACGGCAGAAUAGACAAAGUGGUGCAGAAGCUGCGGCGGAUAGCGAAGGUCAACAAGAGGAGCCCGGAUGCGCGCAUCUACGAGAUCUUCGUGAGAAACUUGACCGCGUCCGAUACUCACACGGAGAGCGCGACCAUCUUCGAUCUGUUGAGGUCACCGCGGCUAGCGAAGAACGCUAUCCUACUGAUCUUCAUAUGGUCUUUGACGGUGAUAGCGUUUGACGGCCACAUGUACUCUCUCAAGCUGAUCCAAAGCUCGGUGUUCGUGUCCUUCUCUCUCGCCUGUGCGACGGAACUGCCAGCCGGGCUGUUGCUGACGUUGCUAUUGGACCGUUGGGGCCGCAGAUUCUGCGGAUUUAUCACUCUGGCCAUGACUUGCCUCUUCAGCUUCGCCGAGUUGCUGCUGCAGUCGACCGUGGCGAUACUCACGAUGUCGGUGCUGUCGCGAUUUUGCCUCAACAUGGCGGCCAACGUGGGUCUUCAGUACGCCGCCGAAUUGUUGCCGACCCCGGUACGCUCGCAGGGCGUCUCGUUGAUUCACAUAAUCGGCAUAAUCGCUCACUCCCUCGCGCCGUAUGUCGUGGACGCGGCCAAGAUCUGGGACGGCUUGCCGAUGAUGAUCAUCAUCAUCGUGUCCUUCGUCGCCGCCACCCUCAUAUUGUUCCUGCCGGAGACGCUCGGCCGCGACCUGCCGCAGACUCUGCGCCAGGGAGAGGACUUUGGCAAGGAUCAGAGUUUCUGGACGUUGCCCUGCUGCCAGAAAUCCUACGUGGACCGGCAUCAACAUUAUCGUUCACGUGAGCUGUAGUCUUUUCAAUUUCAUUACGGUCCCCCGCGUGCAAACAGCGUGGGCACGUUAUAGCUCAAGAAUUUAUUAACGUCACGUCGACGCGAUGAAUUUAUGACGUUCCGUCGUACACGUUAAUGUAUAACACAAUUUAUUCAGUGACUAUACUUUUUUUAUAUGAAUUAAUAAAAUUUAUACAU
Harpegnathos saltator (Jerdon's jumping ant) is the source of this 2451-nucleotide messenger RNA. RefSeq names its product organic cation transporter protein. The transcript has 10 exons. Gene Ontology annotation, molecular function: transmembrane transporter activity. Gene Ontology annotation, biological process: transmembrane transport. Bases 533 to 2272 code for a protein of 579 amino acids. Gene Ontology annotation, cellular component: membrane. The record is from RefSeq and is a predicted model, not a curated record. Lineage: Eukaryota; Metazoa; Arthropoda; Insecta; Hymenoptera; Formicidae.